Cooperia oncophora is the source of this 213-nucleotide messenger RNA. NCBI's taxonomy places the organism in Eukaryota, Metazoa, Nematoda, Chromadorea, Rhabditida, Trichostrongylidae. The record is from the annotation of a GenBank genome assembly.
AUGGCAGUGCUAAUUAUGCGAUUGAAGCUGUUCUUCACACCUCAUCUAUGUGUCUGCUCUGCACUUUUGGCCAACAACAAGGGUGAUUUUGACAUACAUCUAGUACCAACCGAUUGUGUAGGGCUUCUUCGCACAAUCAAUGUACAUCUUGAUAAGCGCAUACACGCCGUAGUCAUGGUCGCACUGAUUGCCGUAAUGGCUUAUGAGGUCUAA